CGGUGUGUCAUUACGCGAGCAUUUUGUAUAGAAAAUGGAUGGAACUUGCUAGGCGUGAUCAAAGUAACGUCAUUGGAAAGUUAUAUUCUCCCGCUUUGGAAACGAGUUAAUUUUGAAAAUCUGGACUGAGAAGUAGUAGUUUGUAUUCUAUAGGACUUCAUAGAAUAUUUAGGGAUAUCAUGGAAGACAUCGAUCAAAAUUUCGAGCCUCAACCUCGUCCACGUUCCAGCACUUGGCCUCUGCGAAGGCCUGACUUUCUUGACAACAAGCCCGAAGCCUCCCCUGCUAUUGCUGAAGAAGAACCACCUCAGACCAGUGUCGAACAAUCGCAACAUUGUCAUGCACCAACUGAGCUAACUGCUCUCACACCAGAACCUGUAGUACCUGAUGUACUGGAACCACUUGCAGUAGGAGAAAACAAACCAGAUUCCUCCACUCCAAAUAAGAAAAAUACUUCACGAAGAAAUGCUUGGGGAAAUUUAUCGUACGCAGACCUGAUCACGAAAGCGAUUCAAAGUUCCCUCGAACACAGGCUAACAUUGUCUCAAAUUUACGAAUGGAUGGUUAAAAAUGUACCGUAUUUUAAAGAUAAAGGGGACAGUAACAGCUCUGCUGGAUGGAAGAACUCCAUCCGGCAUAACCUGUCUCUGCACAGCAGGUUUGUCAGAGUACAGAAUGAGGGCACAGGCAAGUCUUCAUGGUGGAUGAUAAACCCAGAUGCUAAGCCUGGAAAGUCAUCUCGACGCAGGGCGUCAAGUAUGGAUACUAAAAACUCAAAUUGGGAGAAGAAACGUGGACGUGCCAAGAAAAAGGUUUUGGAAGAGCGCACAAAGUGGGCUAAUAGCCCAAGUUCUACUACAGAUGUAGAUUUUCAGUUGGAUUCUUCUUUUGCGGAUUUCCGAUCAAGGGCAAGUUCAAAUGCGAGCAGCUGCGGUCGUUUAUCACCGAUAUUGGCAAAUUCAGAAUUAGAUUUACACGAUCAUGAUGGACCACCAGUUUCUCCAGCAACUUCUCUUGGGCCUCCUCCUCCUCCAUAUGAAUCCGCCAUUGGCACCGAACUUCCCCAAGUAACUGAACUAACAGAAACUAUGGCAGAACGUAUGAAUCUUAGUACCUCGAUUAAUAGUUCUCUAAGCUCAGACCAAAUGAAUAGCCCUGUGGAACAGAUGCAUUUGCAAAGACAGGAUAGUAGACUUUAUCAUCAGAAUGGGGGUAACAACUAUAUAUUCUCUCCUCCAGGCUCGGGCUUUAACAGUAGCCAGCCAUCACCCGCUCAUAGUGGUACAGGCCAGAGCCCAUUCAACCACUACUCAUCAUGUACCUCACAAACGUCUGCCCUGAGUCCCCAGCAAACACCUCAAAGAACACCGUCCAUGAACAGUAUCUCAGAUCAGUUUCCCAUGAUGCAUCAACCAAGGCUUAACUUUUCAAAUGUAGCUCUCACUCAGUCUGAAGCGAUGUUAACUCAAACAAAUUCAAUCAUGUCGUCAGACGAUGGUCUUAUCUCGUCAAACAUGCUGCAAGAACAACUCCCUCCGUCAGUUGUCAUGAACCACAGAAACCAACUGAUGGCGGCAGCUUCAUGCCGAAACCAGAGCAUAAUAUCAAGAAACAUAAACAUGUCUCAAUGUCCAAGCCAGUUGUCGGCUUUACUUACAAUGCCCAGUCAGUACAACAGCAGAUACCAAUUAUCUGUCGCACAACAACCAGUCCAUCCGCCAAAUGGUAUGCCGCAGCUGACGCCGCAGCAAUACGCCAAUCAUAACAGCGAAGCCAUGCCUCAGGAUCUCGAUCUGGACAUGUUUAAAGAUGAGACGUUAGAAUGCGACAUGGAUAGCAUUAUACGCAGCGAACUGGAUAUGGGUGAUGGAUUUGACUUUAAUUUUGAUCAGACACCAACAAUGAACGCCCCUCAAAAUAUCCAGCAAACCAUGCCAAUGAUGCAAACCACUACAAAUGGAAAUGUUACUGGAAACUGGGUACAUUAAGGUCAAUAAAGUAUUAAUUCAUUUGCUAGUUAAUAUGAAGGAGUUCAAGAUGCAGAGUGUUGGUGUGUGAAAGACAUCUUAGGUCAGCACCAGUAUGGAGACGUGUUGAUGAAGACAGCCUGAGUUCACCAUGUGUUCUACACUAAAAAUACAAUUCGCUCGGCAUGCUCUCACACACUGAAAGAUGUCACUAAAUGCAUUUGGAUGGAUAUCGAGUCAAAGUACCGGCUCGUCAACGAACAGCGAUUCACUGAAAAAACUUCCUGGCUGCUGCUUCCAUGGAAAACAUAAAUUGUUUACUAACUUUUUGUACAGAGAAAUCAAAGCAACCAUCUCCAGUCUAUAGUGGCAGAGUACUGUACUGUGCCUCUGAGUGUCUUGUCUGUAAAAUACGUGCCAGUGAUCAUAAUGCUGUGGAUAUAAGGAAGCUGAAACAGUAAUUUCAGACAAUAUAAAAAAAAUAGAAAAAUUGUGACAUAUAUUUUCUUAAGACUAAAUCAAUAUGCGUGAAUUGAAAAUCUGAUUUUCAUAAGUAUUUUUUUAAACAUGCAUUAAUUGUUAAACAUGCAUUAAUUGAUUUUUUAAAACAUGCAUUAAUUGUUAAACAUGCAUUAAUAGUUAAUUUCUUCCUUUUAUCUGAGUACUUUGUACAUAAAAUUUAUUGUUUUUGUUCUGUAAUUAUUAUUAUUAUUUCUAUUUAGUUGAACAUUGAUUUGUAUACUAUUCCUUUGUGAUUGUAAAUAUAAUAUAUGAGUUAACAGAGAAGUUAAUGGGUAGAUAAAUAUUGUCUAAUUAUUCAGCAAAUAAUUACUAAUAAUUUCAAUAGGUAGCAUUUCAGUAGUCUUGAAUUAGAUCAAGGGUCGUGUUUACCCUAAAACUAUAGUACAAAUGGUCAAUGGUUCUAAAUCCAUAUUUGAGUUGUCGUACUAAACAUGUUAUAUCGUCAUUGCGGACUUAUAAAAUCCGCAUACGCCUUAAAACUAAAAGAAAAUGCAUACAUUUAGAGUCCGUACUGAGCCCAAAAAAUCCGCAAUGAAAAUAUAACGUGUUACUAGUCAAAUUUGACCAUCCACAACAAAAUGAGCCAUGUUGCACAGCAUGUUGAGUUCUUGGCUGGAGCCCUCAAGUGUCAUUUCUCUCCUCAAUAGGAUCCACUGGCUUGUAUUGAAGCUCAUUGGUCCUGAGCUGGGUUUCCAGUAGGCACAGUCAGCAACCAAGAACUAGUAGUGGUCAUGUGGUUUUAUAAGACGUAAACAAUGCACAUUGGUGUAAAGGAAUAAGAGAAAAAGAAUACACUUAAACUUGAUGUGACGUGAGCUAGCCUAGAAAUCGUAGUGUGUCCAACUUGCAUUUCGCAUUCGGAGGACUCUUGCGGUACCAGCGAUACACAUGCUCAACAAUGUUAUCAAUACCAAAUAAAUUUCAAAAUAAUGUUUUUCAAGUGAAUAUUAUGUAUAAAAUGAUUGUGGAAAAUUAUGGUUAGUUUCUGGAGCAACAAGGUUCAUUUUGGGGAAAGGGUCAUAUGUGUCUUAAAAUUUCUUGCUACAAUAGUUCAAGAAUUAUUAUUUCUGAAAAGCUUUAUAUGGAUACUCUGCUGUGUAUAAAAUAAAGACAUUAUAUUAAUGAUAGAUGAGAUUAUUGAUCAAUGUACUGUGUACUUGAGACAGCGCCCUCAUCAUAGGUCAUGGUGUAUGAUUAAACAAAUACUUUUAAUACAUGUAGAAAGCAUGUAGAUUGUUAAAUAUAUAUACUGUAAUUGAAUCGAAACGGACUGCUUGACGCCUUUAAAUUUUAUAAGAACAUUUGUAUCAAAAACAUGCAGUUUAUUUUGCCAGAGAAUAGUUUAUAAGAUUCUGAUUAGAAAUGGGAAAAAGUCAAGUCUGUAUUUUUUUAACUUGUAUCUAAGUGUAAAUCAAAUGGAAGAGAUGAUACUAUAGGCUGAGAUAUGACUUCUGGAACUAUUGCACACAUGUAGAAUGCAUGCAUGAAAAAUGCUCACAUGUAGAUUGCAUGCAUGAACAUUUCAAAUAUAGAAACCAGUGUUUGUGUUGAUGCAGAUCUACAUGAAUGCAAAAGAGCCGAUUGGCUCAUCAUUCCAGUUAUCUUACCCCUCUGUUAUAAAUUUUUGAGAAAAUGAUUGUAUUAUAGAAUAAAUGUAUUAUAUAGUAAAUAUAUUAUAUAAUAAAAUGUAUUAUAUAAUAAAUGUAUUAUAUAAUAGUAUUUUUCAUCAGAAUGAACAUUUAGCAAAGCAGUGGUUUGUACAAUAAUCUUUUGAUUUUGUGGUUUUUUUUAUUUCCUAUGAAAAAAAGAAUGCAAAUUUUUGUUUUUAAUGAAAUCGUUACGAAUUUUGAUGUAAAUUUUUGAAAUGUUUUUAGAUUAAAAUUAUUAGCUUGAUGAAAUGAUAUUAUAAGAAACAUUAUAUUCAUCUCUUCCACGAGUCUCAUUCUCAAAGAUGUGAUGCUGGAACAGACACACUGAGAAAUAAGAAAAUAUUCUUUUUCAUUGAAAAUCUUUUACACAGAUUUUCAAAAACACUGAAAUAAUAAUUAAAUAUUAGGUAGUAAUUGAUCAGUACAGGGCUGUUGAAUCAUGCAUGCAUGGAGGUAUAAAUACCUCCAUGGUGCAUGUGAGCUUAAAAAUCAGGUCAAUUAGUCAUAAAUACAGUGGUGAGAAUAAGAUAAAGUUGCUCUGUUUUAUUUUAUAUAAUUAUAUAUACAGUAUAUAUAUUCAGGUAUAUUAGUCUUUAGCAGUCUAUCUUUUAGAAGAUUUUUUAUCUUUUUUUAUUCAUUUAUUUUUUUUUUUGUGUUGACUAAAGAAGGGAGAAAUGUAUAUUUGUUUAUGCAUUGAAAACUAAAACACGGAAAGUUCGAGUGAAUCAUGCCGUUUGCUCCUACUUAUUAAACAUUGCAGCGUAUAUUCUCAUCAUAGAGUUAUUCACUGUUGAUGUGUGAUGUAUAAUUUAUUUUUAGUAUUUUAAUGACUAACAACUUCCUGGAGAAUUUUUUUUUUUUUUUAACUGUUUAAGUAUUCCUUUGUCCUACAUAAUUUUCUAGAUUUCUCUUUUAUUUCUACUUUUAAUAAUGUUAUUCCAUUCAUAAUACAUAAUUUUUUUUUGCUAAUUAAAUCACUGAAUAUAUUUAUGAUUAAGUAAUUCAUUUAAAGACUUCUUGUCAUAUUUUAGUUAAAACAAGGUUUAUUAGGAUGCGUGCGGAAAGAAUAUUGAUAUGCGGAAAAGUAAAAUUAACCCCCCCACCCCGUGUUUUUUUUUUUUUUUUUUUUU
Molecule: messenger RNA, 5268 nt
Organism: Anneissia japonica
Lineage: Eukaryota; Metazoa; Echinodermata; Crinoidea; Comatulida; Comatulidae
Product: forkhead box protein O3-like
Exons: 3
Coding region: 180-1988 (602 amino acids)
Biological process (GO): regulation of transcription by RNA polymerase II
Cellular component (GO): nucleus
Molecular function (GO): DNA-binding transcription factor activity, RNA polymerase II-specific; RNA polymerase II cis-regulatory region sequence-specific DNA binding
Source: RefSeq, a predicted model, not a curated record